Messenger RNA from Pipistrellus kuhlii (Kuhl's pipistrelle), 3065 nucleotides. It is a transcript of the gene TNIP2, whose product is annotated as TNFAIP3 interacting protein 2. The record is from RefSeq and is a predicted model, not a curated record. Gene Ontology annotation, molecular function: K63-linked polyubiquitin modification-dependent protein binding. The transcript is spliced from 6 exons. Gene Ontology annotation, biological process: regulation of transcription by RNA polymerase II; cellular response to lipopolysaccharide. Bases 82 to 1371 code for a protein of 429 amino acids. Lineage: Eukaryota; Metazoa; Chordata; Mammalia; Chiroptera; Vespertilionidae.
UAAAGUUCCGGGAGGCGGGCGUCCGGCGUACCGGCGCGGAAGUGUCCGGAGCCGUGCGCCUCCCCGUCGGGGCCCGCAGACAUGUCGUCGGGGGACGCGGGGCCCGGCGGGCGGGAGGGAGCCCCGCGCGCGGCCGCCGCUCUGUGCGGCCUGUACCACGAGGCGGGGCAGCAGCUGAGGCGCCUGCAGGAGCAGCUGGCCGCCCGGGACGCCCUCAUAGAGCGCCUCCGCGCCCGCCUGGCCGCGCUGGAGGGCGACGCGGCGCCGUCGCUCGUGGACGCGCUGCUGGAGCAGGUGGCGCGCUUCCGGGAGCAGCUGCGGCGGCGGGAGGGCGACGCCGGCGCCGUGGAGGCCGCGCUGCGCCAGGAAAUCCAGAGGCUGUCGGAGCAGCUGGCGGCGAAGGAGGCGGCGGCGCGGCAGCGGGCCAGCCCCGGCCCGGAGCGCGAGGAGGAGCUGGCGGCGCGGCAGCGGGCCAGCCCCGGCCCGGAGCGCGAGGAGGAGCUGGCGGCGCUGAGGCGGCGGGUGGCGGAGAAGGAGCGGGCGCGGGCGGCCAGCGACACCCUGUGCCGCUCCCUGGCCGACGAGAGCCGCCAGCUGCGCAGGACCCUGGCCGCCACGGCCCACAUGUGCCAGCACCUGGCCCGGCGCCUGGAGGCGGGGCAGGGCGCCGCGGGGGAGCAGAGGCCUGAGCCAGAACACGCAGGCGGGGACGCCUCUGUCCAGGCUGCGGUGCAGAAGCUCCAGGAGGAGAACCGGCUGCUGAAGCAGAAGCUGACUCACGUGGAAGACCUCAACGCCAAGUGGCAGCGCUACGACGCCAGCAGGGACGAGUACGUGCAGGAGCUGCGGGCCCAGCUGCGGACGCUGCAGGCCCCCCAGGCUGAGGCGGAGGAGCUGCUGAGGAAGGAGAUCGCCAGGCUCAACGGGCAGCUGGAGGAGAGGCUGGGCGAGUGCGCGGGGGCCGCGAGGGAGCUGGCGGCGGCGCGGGAGCGGGCGCAGAUGCUGGAGCAGCAGAUCCUCGCCUACAAGGAUGACUUCACGUCGGAGCGGGCGGACCGGGAGCGGGCGCAGGGCAGGAUCCAGGAGCUGGAGGACCAGGUGGCGGCCCUGCAGCGCCAGGCGCGCAGACAGGGUCCCCCAGAGGCAGGCUCCUGCCGGAUCCACACGGCGAGCAGAGCACCCAGGCACGCGGAGACCAAGGCUUCGGAGAGGCCCGUGUCCGCCUCCCGGGGCCCGGCCCCUGUGGAGGGCGGGGGCCCCGGAGCCGGCCGCAGAGGCCAGGGCGACCUGCAGUGCCCACACUGCCUGCAGUGCUUCCGCGACGAGCAGGGCGAGGAGCUCCUCAGGCACGUGGCCGAGUGCUGCCAGUGAGCCCGGGGCCGGGCGGUGCUCCCGGCCCCGACAGCGGGACCCCAAGGCCCGGGCGGAGGGUGCUCCGGCACUCACCUUGGGCCCCCUCGGGCUUGGAACAGAGGCUGGGCUUUGGGUCCCCACACUGUGAGGCUGGGCCGGAGCCGGCGCUCACGGGCCAGGGGAUGGCCUGCCCCCGCCUGCACCUGGGACGCUGCAUCUCGAGGGAGUAGGUGGCUGCCCGAGGAAGCCGCCCGUUGAUCCCCAGGGUGGAAGGCACCCCGGUUUGCAGAGCGGAGCACUGCGGCUGUGUGUCCAUUGAGGGGCCAUCUCGGCCUCGGCGGAACCGGGAGCACUGCAUUGCUUGGUUUCUGUCCGUCCGUGUUGUAGCCACGUACUUUUAUAAUAAACGCAUUUGCUGCAGUGGCUCAGGGGCCUGGGCGAGGGGCCCAGCAGCACUCUGGGCAGAGCCAGGCCAGCAGGGGAGAGGCGCUCCUGCUUGCCACCUUCUGUUGAGGCAGGGCUGCUCGCUGGGCGGCGGCUGGGACAGCGGACUUCAUCCCUGCCCAGGUGGGAGGCCCUCGCCGCCCUCUUCUCCCGAUGUCACUCCGGCAGUUCCUCCUGAUGCCUCGCGCUCCCUGCGGCCGGUCCAGGGUGCUUCUCGUUUCUUUACACGCUGCGCUUGCACCUGUUUUGUCUUCCACUCCUGCCUCCGCCUCCUGCUUUCUGGCAGUUUCCACACAGAACUGGAUUCCACACGCGCAGACGAGCAGGUCGGGGGGCCGCUGCAGAUCUGCUCUCCAGCGCGCUGUGUGCAGUCCCUUCUGUCUGGAAUGCUGCCCCCAAUUCCAGCCCCCGCUGCCUCCCCAGAUGCCAAUCUCUGCUUCUCCCACGGGCAGCGCGCUGGGCUCUGUGCUUCCUCCCCAUGGGCUGGGCCUGGAACGGGCUCCAUAUGGAGCCUCAAAAGCCCCAAACAGCCCAAGAACUCUUGGGAGACACCGAGCGGGAGGGGCCAGGCUCUGAUAUCAAACUGGACUGCAAGGCCACAGUCACCAAAGCAGAUCAGCACCAGCACCAGCAUGCGCUGGCCCGGUAAACCCUCGCGCAGGGCCGUUACUCUGACACAGGAGGCAAGAACAUACGUGGGGUGAGCCAAUACCUGAUGUCCCGGUUAAUAAUGCGGAUGUUUUAAAUAGACGGAGUCACACAUCUGUUGAUACACAUGUGACUUGAUUCGUAUGCUGUUUUGUUCUGACAACAAGCUUCAAAACUUCAUGUCAAAUUUGCUGAAGGUGUUAACAUAUUUUUAUGCUUAAAAAUGUUGAAUUUUGUGCCAAAAGAGCAUUUGCGGGAAGUUUUAAUUCAUUACUUUAUUUUGAAGAAAAGUGCUGCUGAAUACUUCGGGAAGCUUAUGGUGAGCAUGCUCCAUCUCAAGUUCCUCGUGACCGCUGGCUUAAACGCUUUAAAAGUGAUGAUUUCAAUGUGAAAGAUAAAGAAUAUUCAGGUCAACUAAAAAUAUUUGAAGACCAACAAUUACAAGCAUUAUUAGAUGAAGGUGCAUGUCAAACUCAAAAACAACUUGCAGAAAGAUUCAACAUUGCUAGCAAAAGAUUUCCGAUCGUUUACAAGCAAUGGGAAAGAUCUUAAAAGAAGGAAAAUGGGUGCCACAUCCACUGAACGAAAGACACAUGGAAAACCGAAAAGUCAUCAGGAAA